CUAGAAAACUACUCAGAUGCUCCAAUGACACCAAAACAGAUUCUGCAGGUUAUAGAGGCCGAAGGACUCAAGGAAAUGAGAAGUGGGACAUCCCCUCUUGCGUGCCUCAAUGCCAUGCUGCAUUCCAAUUCAAGAGGAGGAGAGGGGCUGUUUUAUAAACUGCCUGGCCGAAUCAGCCUUUUCACACUCAAGAAAGAUGCCCUUCAGUGGUCUCGUAGUCCAGCUGCAGUGGAGGGCGAAGAACCGGAGGACACGGCUGACGUGGAGAGCUGUGGGUCUAAUGAGGCCAGCACUGUGAGUGGCGAAAAUGAUGUAUCUCUUGAUGAAACGUCUUCAAAUGCAUCCUGUUCUACAGAAUCUCAGAGUCGGCCUCUUUCCAAUCCCAGGGAUAGCUACAGAGCUUCCUCACAGGCAAACAAACAAAAGAAAAAGACGGGAGUGAUGCUGCCACGAGUUGUCCUGACUCCUCUGAAGGUAAACGGGGCCCACGUGGAAUCUGCCUCAGGGUUCUCGGGCCGCCACGCCGAUGGCGAGAGCGGCAGCCCGUCCAGCAGCAGCAGCGGCUCUCUGGCCCUGGGCAGCGCUGCUACUCGUGGCCAGGCCGAGGUCGCCCGGGACCCUGCCCCGCUCCUGAGAGGCUUCCGGAAGCCGGCCACAGGUCAAAUGAAGCGCAACAGAGGGGAAGAGAUAGAUUUUGAGACACCUGGAUCCAUUCUUGUCAACACCAACCUCCGGGCCCUGAUCAACUCUCGGACCUUCCAUGCCUUGCCAUUACACUUUCAACAGCAGCUCCUCUUCCUCCUGCCUGAGGUGGACAGACAGGUGGGGACAGAUGGCCUGUUGCGUCUCAGCAGCAGUGCGCUAAAUAACGAGUUUUUCACCCAUGCGGCUCAGAGCUGGCGAGAACGCCUGGCUGAUGGCGAAUUUACUCAUGAGAUGCAAGUCAGGAUACGACAAGAAAUGGAGAAGGAAAAGAAGGUGGAGCAGUGGAAAGAAAAGUUCUUUGAAGACUACUAUGGACAGAAAUUGGGGUUGACCAAAGAAGAGUCAUUGCAGCAGAAUGUGGGCCAGGAGGAGGCUGACAUCAAGAGGGGCUUGCGGGUCCCAGGAGAAUCAGUGCGGCCACAGCGUGGUCCAGCCACCCGACAGAGAGAUGGGCAUUUUAAGAAACGCUCUCGGCCAGAUCUCAGAACCAGAGCCAGGAGGAAUCUGUACAAAAAACAGGAGCCAGAACAAGCAGUGGUUGCUAAGGAUGCAAAAUCUGUGGCCCCAGAUGCUCCCCUCUACAAGGAUGGGGAGGCUGAGACCGACUCAGCAGGCAUGAGCAGUCCCCACCUGCCAGGCAUGUCCUCGGCAGCAGUACCCAACCCAGAGGGCCACGAAUUUCCUGGGGAACCUGUGGCUUCCCAGGUUCAGACUGAACCAGACAACUUGGCACGUACCUCUACAUCUCCGGACAGAAUUCCUAGCUUAUCUCAGGAGACUGUGGACCAGGAGCCCAAGGAUCAGAAGAGGAAAUCCUUUGAGCAGGCGGCCUCUGCGUCCUUUCCCGAAAAGAAGCCCCGGCUUGAAGAUCGUCAGUCCUUUCGUAACACAAUUGAAAGUGUUCACACCGAAAAGCCACAGCCCACUAAAGAGGAGCCCAAAGUCCCACCCAUCCGGAUUCAACUUUCACGUAUCAAACCACCCUGGGUGGUUAAAGGUCAGCCCACUUACCAGAUAUGCCCCCGGAUCGUCCCCAUCACGGAGUCCUCCUGCCGGGGCUGGACUGGUGCCAGGACCCUCGCAGACAUUAAAGCCCGUGCUCUGCAGGUCCGAGGGUCGAGAGGCCACCACUGCCAUCGAGAGGCGGCCACCACGGCCAGCGGAGGCGGGGGGGGCCCGGGUGGAGGUGGCGGCGGGGCCAUCGAUGAGGGAGGUGGCAGAGGCAACAGCAGUAGUGAUGGUGGUGAGGCCUGUGGCCACCCUGAGCCCAGGGGAGCCCCGAGCACCCCUGGAGAGCAUUCGUCAGAUCUACAGCGAACACAAUUACUGCCGCCUUGUCCUCUAAGUGGGGAACACACUCAGGCUGGAACUGCCAUGUCCAGGGCCAGGAGAGAGGACCUGGCUUCUCUCAGAAAGGAGGAAGGCUGCCCACUACAGAGGGUUCCAUGUGUACUCACAAGUGGGCUGAAAGAUGUCUCCCACCUCCCCAUCGCUCCCACUGGGGACCAGCCAUUCCAGGCUUUGCCCCCUCUGUCCUCCCAAACAUCAGUAGCUGAGAGAUUAGUUGAGCAGCCUAAGUUGCAUCUAGAUAUUAGAACUGAAUGUGAGUCUGGUGCCACUUCCUGGGAAAGGGAUACUGAGGAGCAAGGACUUACUGUUUCCCCAGAGAAUGGUCCUAUUCAGUCUCUAGUGGGAGAUGUGUUAGAAGAAGGAACUGACCAGGCUCUUGACAGUAAUCCCACUAUGAAGGAUCCUGUAAAUGUGACCCCCAGUUCCACGCCUGAAUCGUCAUUGGCUGACCACCUGCGGGACAGACCAUUCAGUGAUGAAUUAGAACUUGGUGACUCAUGCCCUCCCGUGAGGGAAGGUGAUAUCAGACAAGAACACUUGAAAACCAAGGCCCUCGUUUCUGAUAGUGCUGCUCCUUGGGUACCCACCCCUUCAAAUGAUGAGUUAGUGAAACAGCCUGAACCAGAGUCUAGAGAGAACGUACCAUCUUUUGAGCCUCAGGUCGGAGACGUGUGGGAGAAAGCCGCUCCCCUCAUUCCUGCAGUGCCUGGGAGUUUGACAGUUGAGGAAGGUCGAGGUCCUCUGAACAGCCUUGCUUCACUCUGGACAGUGCCCACUCGAGGAGGCAGCAAGUGCAGACAGGUGGAUGUUGAAACGGUGAACGUCAGUGGAGACUCGGAAGCAGUGAGUCCUCACAGUGAGUCCACAGACACAGCCUCUGACUUUGAAGGCCACUUCACUGAGGACAGCAGUGAGGCUGACACUAGUGAAGCCACAGGGAUGAAGGGACCCUUGAUGGACAAGGAUGAGAAACAUGAUGGGAAGCGAUCCGCCUCACUGUCCAAGGCGAAUGGUGACCUGAGUCUGGUUACAAGGACAGAUGGGAUGGCUGCUUCUCAGAGUUGGGUAGCUCGAGUUUGUGCAGUUCCCCAAAAGAUCCCAGACUCCCUGAUGAUGGCCAGUAGUGAGUACCAGCCAAGAUCCAUGUGCCUACCCAGACCUGGGUCCUCGGUGGAGACCACUAACCCACUUGUGAUGCAGCUGCUGCAGCGUAGCUUUCCCCUAGAGAAGAUUCUUCCUCCAGCCCUCGGUGGCAGCAAGCCAGAAUCCUUGCAACUACUACCUACAAAAAAGCAGAGCCAUGAUGGCUCCCUGGGCUUGGAAUCUUUGCACGGUCCUGGGGAAAACAGUCGCAUGGUUGGCAGAAGCAACCCCAAUUCUUUAAGGUCUUUGAAGGAGCCUCUUGUCUCCCAGAGCUGUGAAGCAGGCACUGGUCUUGCCAGGAUAGAGGCUACCCAGGCUCCUGGAGCACCACAGAAGAUUUCCAAGACAGCCCCAAGUUUUGACUCCUUAUAUCCAGUGACACAUCCAACAACUUCUGGGAAACUGGAAGAAACAGAUUCCAAAGAACAGUUCUCUUCCUUUAGUUUUGAAGAUCAGAAGGAAAUCUGUGCCAUGUCCCAGUGCAGUAAUUCAAAGGCUGCUCCAGGCAGAAGUCCAGCAGAUCUUACUACCUCUAGAGCACCUUGUUUCUCUUCUCCAAAUGUGAGUUCCUUUGGUCCAGAGCAGACAGAUCGAGCGCUAGGUGAGCAGAACCAUGUUGGAGGCCAAGGGAAGAAGCUCUUUGGCUCUGGGAAUGUGACUACAACCCUUCAGCACCCCAGACCCGCGGACCCAAUGCCACUGCCUGCCGAGGUCCCUCCACUUUUUCCCAGUGGGAAGCUGGGGCCAAGCACAAACUCUGUGUCUGGUGGGCUACAGCCUGCAAGGGAAGACUGGGCUCCCAAGCCACCACCUCCCUCUGCAGGCAGCAUCAAGAAUGAGAAAGCUUUUGUGGGAAGUUCUCUCAAGGCAAAUGCAGAGAACAGAAAAGCUGCUGGGCACAGUCCCUUGGAAUUGGUAGGUCACUUGCAAGGGAUGCCCUUUGUCAUGGACCUGCCCUUCUGGAAAUUACCCCGAGAGCCAGGGAAGGGGCUCAGUGAGCCUCUGGAGCCUUCUAUCCCCUCCCAACUCAACAUCAAGCAGGCAUUUUACGGGAAGCUUUCUAAACUCCAACUAAGUUCCACCAGCUUUAAUUAUUCCUCCAGCUCACCCGCCUUCCCCCGAGGCCUUGCUGGAAGUGUGGUGCAGCUGAGCCACAAAGCGAACUUCGGCGCGAGCCACAGCGCAUCACUCUCCUUGCAAAUGUUCACUGACAGCAGCGCGGUGGAGAGCAUCUCGCUGCAAUGUGCAUGCAGCCUGAAAGCCAUGAUCAUGUGCCAAGGCUGUGGUGCAUUCUGUCACGAUGACUGUAUCGGACCCUCAAAGCUCUGUGUAUUGUGCCUUGUGGUGAGAUAAUAAAUUAUGGCCAUGGGAAAAAUUGUAUAUUUAGUGUGUGUAUUUUGAUAAUGAUUGAUCUUAAAUCUGUAUACAGAAUAUCAUUGAUAUAAUACUCUGUCUCUCUAAGCAAGAGCACUCUUGCCUUCCCAAAAUUUAUAGUGCUAAAGCCGCCUGUCACUUAUUGACCCUUCUAGUCCUGCUAGAGGGGUUUCCUGGGGUGAGGGGUGACCCACUGGCCUGCCCAAGGCCAGCCAGCCUGAGCUUGUCUGUGUGGCCUCCAGACACCCAGAGAGACUUGAAACGGAAGCAAGCAGGUUAUGUUCUCCACAGAGGGAACGAACCUACCUGAACUAAGUAGAAAUGUCAGUCUUCCACUGCCCCCUCCCUGCCACCUUCUGCUACUUUGUUUGGGGAGUUGAUGGUUGAGGAAGAAUUCAGCCCAGGGUUAAAUAACUCCCAGCAUUGCCCACCAGGGGGCUUGAACACCUGCUGACCUCAGGGUCACAGUUGAGUCAUCUGCCAGUUGAUGGAGCCAGUGCGAUCCAGUAGCCCACAGAAUCUUUUGGAACCUUCGCUAGCCCUGCUUGGACAAUGGGGCUGGGGAAGAAGUUUGUCCUUCCUAUGAAAAUGCCAUCUGUAGACCCUGUGAGUCAGCUGUCCAGGUGUCUGCAGGUGAUUCCCCUGCUUGACACCCUCCCCGUCACUCUGGACUCUACGGGAGUGGGCAGCUCCACGCACCUAUGUACGUGAAAGUCAUUUUACAUUUCAAAGCAUUGUGUGUUUUCUUAUUUUUAUAUUUUUAUCUCUCUUCUUGGAUGUAUAAAGUGAACUUUUUGGCUUCUGUAAGUAUGCUCUAUGCACCUCUAAUGUUUUAUCAUGUAUUUAUAUGUUGUACACAGUACUGGCCGAUUCUGUAAAUGGAUGUAUUGUACAAAGAA
This is a messenger RNA of Carlito syrichta (Philippine tarsier), 5471 nucleotides long. RefSeq names its product additional sex combs like 1, transcriptional regulator (gene ASXL1). The coding region runs from base 25 to 4551 and encodes 1508 amino acids. The record is from RefSeq and is a predicted model, not a curated record. The transcript is spliced from 12 exons. NCBI's taxonomy places the organism in Eukaryota, Metazoa, Chordata, Mammalia, Primates, Tarsiidae. Gene Ontology annotation, cellular component: PR-DUB complex. Gene Ontology annotation, molecular function: peroxisome proliferator activated receptor binding; DNA binding; chromatin binding. Gene Ontology annotation, biological process: animal organ morphogenesis; positive regulation of transcription by RNA polymerase II.